This is a messenger RNA of Hydractinia symbiolongicarpus, 3711 nucleotides long. RefSeq names its product probable phospholipid-transporting ATPase IIA. NCBI's taxonomy places the organism in Eukaryota, Metazoa, Cnidaria, Hydrozoa, Anthoathecata, Hydractiniidae. The coding region runs from base 94 to 3480 and encodes 1128 amino acids. Gene Ontology annotation, molecular function: ATPase-coupled intramembrane lipid carrier activity; ATP hydrolysis activity; ATP binding. The transcript is spliced from 29 exons. Gene Ontology annotation, biological process: phospholipid translocation; retrograde vesicle-mediated transport, Golgi to endoplasmic reticulum; endocytosis. The record is from RefSeq and is a predicted model, not a curated record. Gene Ontology annotation, cellular component: plasma membrane; endosome; trans-Golgi network.
AAGUAUUUUUUUGUAACUUUAGAUUCUUUAGUAUACUUAGAUGCAUUAGUUACUAUGAGGAUACCAUAGAAAUGGAAUUGUCACUUCAUAAAAAUGUCCUCUGCACAUUCGCACACAAAGAAUCGCAAUUCAAAAUAUCACUUGCUUGUUAACACUCCACCAACAGAAAGGCACAGAGGGAAAAAAUCCGAAGUUGUGUAUUCACUUGGCACUGACACAAUGGCUAGUGAUUCAGCACCCCUCAUUAACUCGCAGGACAGUAAUUUUGAUGAAGAUGAUUAUCUCUCAGAAGGCAGUCGUAAAACCUAUGGAAUGUAUUCUAGCAAUGGUUCAUCCAAGAAAAAUAAAAAAUCAUGUUGCGGAAAGUGUUGGUGGUGUUUGUGUGGUGGUUGGUGUGGGUUGUGUGUUGGGAGCAUCGGAAGACUGUUUUCAAGCAGUCCAGAUUAUGAACCUAGAAGAGUAAUUUUUGGUUGCAAGCCUGACCAUGUAGAUGCUCCAAAUAUCAUAAGAAAUCAAAAAUAUUCUAUUAUCACAUUUAUUCCUUUAGUUUUGUUUCACCAAUUCAAAAUUUUCAUCAAUCUCUACUUCUUGGUAGUAGCAUUAACACAAUUUGUUCCAUCACUGCGUGUUGGACCAUUGUAUGCUUAUUGGGCUCCCCUGGGCUUUGUGUUGUGUGUAACUCUUCUGAAGGAAGCAUAUGAUGACGUGAAGAGAUUCUUACGAGAUAAAGAAGCAAAUGCACAGAAAUAUAUAAAAGUUACUGAAAAAGGAACUAAAGUCAUAGCAAGUUCUGAAAUUCAUGUGGGAGAUUUAAUCAUAGUAGAAAAGAAUCAACGGGUUCCUGCAGACAUGGUGUUUUUACGCACAACUGACAAGUCAGGAACUUGCUUUGUUAGAACAGACCAGUUAGAUGGUGAAACUGAUUGGAAAUUGAGAAUAGCUGUUCCUGCGUGUCAGCAUUUGCCAUCAGAUCAAGACUUAUUCCACCUGAAUGCUUCAGUAUAUGCUGAAAAACCUGAAAAAGACAUCCAUAAUUUCAUAGGAACAUUUAGCAAGAUUAAAGGAGUUGAAAGGGAAGAUGAUUCUCUAAAUGUAGAGAAUACAUUAUGGGCAAACACAGUUGUCGCUUCAGGAGCUGCAUGUGGUGUUGUUAUAUAUACUGGGAAGGAAAGCAGAAGUGUUAUGAAUACGUCAUCGCCUGUUUCAAAGUUUGGUUUGCUUGACAGCGAGUUAAAUAACUUGACAAAACUUCUCUUUGUUGGUACCAUUGGAUUGUCACUGUCUAUCAUGGUGCUAAAGGGUUUUCAAGGACCUUGGUGGAAAUUUCUCACAAGAUUCGUUAUUCUAUUUUCUUAUAUCAUCCCUAUCAGUUUACGUAUUAAUCUGGACAUGGCAAAGUUGGUCUACUCAUGGUUCAUCUCGAGAGACAAAAACAUACCUGACACAGUAGUCCGCAGCAGUACCAUCCCAGAGGAACUUGGUAGGAUAUCCUACUUGCUGACUGAUAAAACUGGAACGUUGACUCAAAACGAGAUGAUUUUUAAGAAGUUACAUCUUGGGACGGUGUCCUUUGGACAGGAUUCUAUGGAUGAAGUUCGCACGUACUUAAGUUCGGUAUUCUCGGCGCCGGCUACCGAGUCUGUUUCAGCGAAGAAAACGAUUCGUCGCACUGUGGUGACACGUGUUUACGAAGCAGUGAAGGCGUUAGCGUUGUGUCAUAACGUCACACCAGUUAUUGACGACACGUAUAUGUUUCCAACAAAUGUCGUCAACGGCGCCGUGGAGAUGACGGAGAAACCGUCAGAAAGUGAAAUCGUCUAUCAAGCUUCCAGCCCAGACGAGGUUGCUCUGGUUUCGUGGACAGAAAGUGUCGGUUUAACGUUGAUAAAUCGCGACCUCACCGAAAUUCACUUACGUUCGCCAUUAGGAGACGUGUUGAAAUACAAAAUGUUACAGCUCUUUCCAUUCACGUCUGAAACGAAAAGAAUGGGUAUAAUCUUGAAGGACGAACAAACCAACGAAAUCAUCUUUUACAUGAAAGGAGCAGAUGUCGUGAUGCAGAAUCAUGUCAACUACAAUGAUUGGCUGGAAGAAGAGUGUGGCAACAUGGCUCGUGAAGGAUUAAGAACCUUAGUCGUUGCGAAGAAGGUUCUGACCGAAGAGCAGUAUUCAGAUUUUGAGUACCGAUACAAUCAAGCUAAGCUUGCUAUGGACGACAGAGCUGGGAAGGUUUUAAAAGUUGAAGAAAGUUUGAUCUAUGAUAUGGAACUGUUAUGUCUGACUGGUGUGGAAGACAAGUUGCAAGUUGAUGUGAAACCAACGCUGGAGUUACUAAGAAAUGCUGGAAUAAAGAUCUGGAUGUUGACUGGUGAUAAAAUGGAGACAGCUAUUUGUAUUGCGCAAAGUUCACGUUUGGUUUCCAAAACUCAAAGCAUUUACCAGUUUAAAUCAGUUACGAAUCGCGCUGAAGCUCACCUCGAGUUAAAUGCAUUCCGAAGAAAGAACGACCAUGCGUUGAUUAUCAAAGGCGAUUGCUUAGAGUUGGUGAUGAAUCACUAUGAGCAUGAAUUUAUGGAGCUUGCAAUUCAAUGUCCCUCCGUCGUUGUGUGUAGGUGCACUCCUACUCAGAAAGCUGACAUCGUGCGACUUAUUCGCGUGCAUACGGGUAAGAGAACAUGUUCUAUUGGUGAUGGAGGCAACGAUGUCUCGAUGAUUCAGAUGGCUGAUGCUGGCGUCGGUAUUGUUGGCAAGGAGGGAAAACAAGCAUCGCUAGCUGCUGAUUUCUCAAUUACACAGUUCAGCCAUCUUGGACGACUGCUGUUGUGGCAUGGUAGAAACAGCUACAAGCGAUCUGCUGCUCUUGGUCAGUUUGUUAUCCACCGUGGACUGAUUAUUUCCGUGAUACAGGCUGUAUUUUCCUGUGCGUUUUUCUUUAUCUCUGUUCCAUUAUAUCACGGGAUGCUACAAGUUGGUUACUCAACAGUGUAUACGACAGCUCCAGUUUUCUCACUGGUGUUAGAUGUUGACGUCGGUGUAGACAUAGCUUUACGUUAUCCAGAACUUUAUAAGGAUUUGGUGAAGGGACGAAUAUUAUCAUACAAAACGUUUUUUCUUUGGCUACUUAUCAGUAUAUACCAAGGUGGCAUCAUCAUGUUUGGUGCUUUAUAUUUGUUCGAAGACGACUUCAUUCACAUCGUGUCCAUUUCAUUCUCCUCGCUGAUCCUCACGGAGCUGAUCAUGGUUGCACUGACUAUUCGUACGUGGCAUUGGUUGAUGCUAUUUGCAGAACUGUUGUCGCUAGUUAUAUAUAUUCUUUCGGUGAUCGUGUUAAAAAAAGAAUUCGACGAGAAUUUCAUCACGACCGGAGCGUUUUAUUGGAAGGUAACUGUCAUUACUUUGGUCAGCUGCUUGCCGCUGUACGUACUGAAGUUGCUUAGAAGACGCUUCGCACCUCCAAGUUAUUCAAAACUCACCGAGUAGAACGCAGAGGGCGCACAACAUUGCUUAUUCACCCAAUAAAAAAAGUAACAGAAAUAUUUAUGGCAUGUUAUAGUCUAUUUGAUUGUUGUUUUUGUUGACGUCGCGUCACGUGAUCUUCGAGUAAUAAACUAAUAAUUAGAACAGUAUUAUAAAAGCUAUCAAUUAUUGUAUUAUAGUUUAUUUAUUUUUUUAUUUUCUUCGUAUUUCUUUAUCAGAAUUUACGUAAUUUUA